AUGAAUGGGGCGACCUGGCAUGAUGAUAGCGGCACCGGUCAUCACACGAAACGAAUCGGACCAAAAUCCCAUCCGGACCAAUCCCCUGUACGCAGGACGGACUAUCCAGCUACGGGUAUUGAAGAUUCAGCGAAGCAGCAUUACAAGAUGAAGUCGGGGCAGUAUCAAACAAAGUGGAUAAUUGUAGGUGUUGUAACACUUUGCUUCCUUCAAGUUCGCACGCGUCUCGUAGAAGAUAACAUCGUUGUGUUUGAAAAAACUCAGUACAAAGCGACGGUACUGGAACAUGCUGGGGUCAGCAAACGCGUGAUGACCAUUUCAGCACAACAUAAACUCACUGGUACUUGCGAGAACAUCAGGUAUGAAAUUCUACGAGACACUCCGGACAGUAUGUACUUCGGGAUUGCUACUAGGAAUUGUGGUGCCAUGAUCAUAGUAGCCAAACAGAUUGAUCGAAGCCCGGAUCAAUGCUAUAAGAUUCAUGUACGUGCAUAUAAUGAAGAGCUGCGGCUACAGGCUGCAGUAGCUGUCGUGCAACUAUGCGUUGUCGAUCAAAUGGCGAGGAAGCCGUACUUUAGGAACUUGUCGACAACUACGAUCGAGGUGCGUGAAUCUUGUGAUCAGUUUCAGGAACCGAUGAUAGUGUUGGAAGCCAAUUCGAACACACCGGACAACCCACAUGUCAAUUUUAGAUUGCUUGCAGGGUCAACAGAACAAACCAACUCAAAGCAUACGUUCAGGUUGGAGCAAAUAAACAAUACGGCAGUUAUCAUGUUAAGCAGGUGGCUGGACUAUGAAACAGUAUCCGAGUAUGUUCUGACCAUCGUUGCGACAAACGAUGAUGGAAUUGAAACGAAUUUGACGCUUAAAGUUCGGGUGUUGGACGACAAUGAUGAAACCCCUACAUUCGAAGGAAAUGACACUGCAAUAAUCCCGAAAAACGCGGCUCCUGGAACAUUUGUGCACCAAGUACAGGCAAUCGAUCGAGACGGCACCUCAGCCAAUAACGUUGUGUCGUAUCGGUUAGAAGACGACCAAGAUCAGUUCGCGAUUGACAGUCGCACCGGUAUCAUUACGUCAUUGAAACCGCCGGAACAUGAUAUUUUCCUGAAGGUUAUUGCAGAGGACAAUUCACCAGCUCGGAACGGCAAACCGAACCGUGCCAUGAAAAUGAUUCAUAUCAUGGUCGUCUCGGACAACUUAUCAGAUAACACAUCACCCGAAUUGGUGCCUACGAAUGAUGGAGUCUCUCAAGAUAUCGCCAAUGUCUCCUCCAACAGCCAGAAAGGAAAUGACGUAAAGAUCCCAGAGGAAACAACCCUGCCGUCGGAAAGCAAUACGUGUGCUAUGCACUGUUAA
This is a messenger RNA of Anopheles marshallii, 1359 nucleotides long. RefSeq names its product DE-cadherin-like. The coding region runs from base 1 to 1359 and encodes 452 amino acids. Gene Ontology annotation, molecular function: calcium ion binding. Gene Ontology annotation, biological process: homophilic cell-cell adhesion. NCBI's taxonomy places the organism in Eukaryota, Metazoa, Arthropoda, Insecta, Diptera, Culicidae. The transcript has 3 exons. The record is from RefSeq and is a predicted model, not a curated record. Gene Ontology annotation, cellular component: cell-cell junction; membrane.